Molecule: messenger RNA, 1757 nt
Organism: Dentiscutata erythropus
Lineage: Eukaryota; Fungi; Glomeromycota; Glomeromycetes; Diversisporales; Gigasporaceae
Source: the annotation of a GenBank genome assembly
AUGAAAAUAAUUGUUUUAAUGAUAAUUAUUAUUUACCAAUGGGCGACAAUUAUUUUGGCAGCGAACUUUUUAAUACACCUAAUAUAAAUGAAUCUUUUAUAUCAGAAAUAUUAAAUACUAUGUCCGAAGUAUCAAAUGUUACCAAAAUAUCAGAUACAAUAUCUGAAACUUCAAAUAAUUUUGAUAUUAUAGAUGAAACAUCUAAUGCUUCUAGUUCUUCACGAUCUGACAUUUGGAAAUUUUUUGAUAAAAAGAAAAAAGAUAAAACCAUUACUACGAAAUACAAACAUUGUCUAAAUGUUAGAUAUUCUAUUAUUAAAGGUACUACAACAAAUCUUUGGACACAUGUUAAAAGAAUUGUUCUCGAAGACCUUUCUUUUACAAUAGUAGAAGGUCAAAUUAAAAGUAUAAUUGAAAAAAUAUCAAAAUUUCAUGUUGUAUCUGCAGAUACAAUUAAACGUGAUAUAAUAAAAAAAUAUAAAAAAAUGCAAACUAGUGUCCAAAUAGAAUUACAAGUAAUUCCAGGAAAAUUUGCAGUUUCUUUAGAUAUGUGGACUUUGAUUGCGGUUAAGGCUUAUAUAAGAAUUAUAGCUCAUUAUAUAGAUAAAGAUUGGCAGCUCCAACAAAAAACUUUAGAUUUUGUUGAAGUAGAAGGUUCUCAUACAGGCACGAAUCUUGCAAAUAAAGUAAUUAAUAAGCUAAAAGAUGAAACUGAAAAAAUUCGAAAUCUUAUUACUAAAUUCCGCUCAUCUCCACAACAACGCAAGAAAUUUUCAGAAAUUGCAAAUUUAAAUAAUAUUAAUUUGUUACUUAUUCUUGAUGUUCCAACUCGUUGGAAUAGUACAUACAUGAUGAUUCAACGAGCUUUAAGUUUAAAAGUGGUUUUUGACAAGAUUUUAUUAAUCGAAGAAUUUUCAGAUCUAAGUGAUUUUAAACUUAGUCAAUCCGAAUGGAUAUCUCUUGAAAAUAUUGCGAUAUUUUUAAAACGAUUUGCUAAACUUUCUACUGAAAUGUGUUUUUCUACAUAUCCGACAAUUAAUGCGGCAAAAGCAGCAUGGGAAAAGCUUCAAGAAUAUUAUAAUAAAACUUUGGAAUCUUAUCAUUAUAUUUCCACGAUUCUUGAUCCCUGUUGGAAGAUUAAAUAUUUUCAAACUUGGGCUAAUGAUAAUUAUGAUCAAGUUUAUUAUAAAGAUUAUCGUUCUUUAUAUUUUCCAAUUUCAUCAUCUGUAAGUAAUAAUUUACAAAAUGAAGACGAUGACGAGGAUUUAUUAUUUCCUGUUCCAAAGCAUUUUCGUAAUCAUGAUGGUCAUGAUGAACUUAAUACAUAUUUGGAUAGUUCUUUAGAACCUAGUGAAAUUAAUGUAUUAGAUUACACUCCUGUAGAGCGGUUAUUUAGUAAAAGUGGAAAUGUAAUUACUCCUGAAAGAAAUAGGCUUGAAAGUGGCACAAUACAGGCGAUUAUGUGCCUUAAAAUUAGUAAACUAAUGGAAGAGCAAGACUUAAACCAAGAAAUCAAUGAGAUAAUAGAUAGCUAUAAUCUACUCAUAAAUAUUGAUUAUAACCACAUCGUCGCACAAAUUAAUAACCUUAUUGAAGCGUUAUUAAGACUGAAUUUAGAUGAUAAAGAGAAAAGCAGCAAUAGCAAAGUCAUUGUUGAAAGGAAAGACAAUAAUAGUAAAACCGACAAGAUGGAUACUUAUCAUAUCAUCAAUAGUCCCCUUGAAAAUCAACUGAUACGAAAUUAUUUGAAGAAUUGA